Messenger RNA from Symbiodinium sp. CCMP2592, 711 nucleotides. NCBI's taxonomy places the organism in Eukaryota, Dinophyceae, Suessiales, Symbiodiniaceae. The record is from the annotation of a GenBank genome assembly.
AUGGCCAGCUCACCGGGCACGGGCGCGCCGGACCUCCAGUUCGUCCUGGACAUCCUCCAAGCCCAGAAUGGUUGCGCGGAGCUCCAAAGUUGGGGUGCUGCUGCUCUACACAACCUCACGGAGGAGUCCGGUGCCGAACUCCGACGCGAAGCCUUGGAGCUCGGUGCCUGGGAGCUGGUACUCGCUGCAAUGAAGCAGCACGCCGAGUCCCCCUCCGUCCAGGAGUGUGGGCUUGCAGCCAUAAGUGGCUUUGCGAAGGAUGCAAGCACGAGGCAAAAGACCUCGGAAGCUUCAGCUGUUGCCCUGGUGGCGAAGGCGAUGAAGGAUUUCCCCGCGGAGGGCGAGGUCCAGCGAUGGGGUCUUGCGGCCUUAGGUGAGCUGCUGCGACACGGGGAGGCGCUUCCCAAGCAAAUCGUGGAGACCGGAUCCUUGGACCUGGCUUUGGUAGCCUUGCAGCUUCAUCCUGGAUCUGCGCAGGUUCAAGCUGCAGGGGCGGCCUUGCUUGGCCGUUUUGCGCUGCUGCCGCGACCACCAGAGGUGGCCACUGCUGGGGCGCUGACUUCGGCUAGCCUGGGCCUGGCUAGCCUCAAGGACGCAGAUCUCCAACUGACACAUGAGUACGACGCCAGCACAAGGGUAGUCUUCGAUGGUCCGACUUGGGAAAGAGCGUCGCUUCUGGGCCCAGCUGUCGUCAAGAAGUUGCCCUUGUAA